GCUGUGCCGGGCGGGCGGUUUUCCCAGAGCAGGGAGCGAAGCCGGACGGGGUUGGCGCAUCCUCAGAUAGAGCCCUUGCUGGCUGGAUGGCCAGCCUGCCCAGGCCUGCUAGAGGCCAAGGGCUCCCACAGGCACUGUGUCCCCACUUUGUGGGCUGCAGCACCACACCCCAGGGGUGUGGCAUGUCCCAGAGGGGGGCCCGAGGGGCAUCAGCAAGGCCAGGAGUGGGGCAUGGCCGGGCUAAGGCCAGACCUCAGUUGCUACCAGGCAUUGACAAGAAGAGGAGCCUCCUGAGCAGGGCCAGACAGGACCUGUGGGAAGAGCCAAGCUGGAGCAACCAAAGAUGGAGCAGACCUGCCCCUAGCCCUCGAGGGGUCAGGGCCGGGAGCCGGGCUCAUGGCAGGGGCGAGGUGAGCCCUGAGAAUGCUGCGCGGGAGCGGAGCCGGGUGAGGACUCUGCGCCAGGCCUUCCUGGCUCUGCAGGCCACUCUGCCAGCCGUGCCACCCGACACCAAGCUCUCCAAGCUGGACGUGCUGGUGCUGGCUGCCAGCUACAUCGCCCACCUCACCCGCACUCUCGGCCACGAGCUGCCCGGCCCGGCCCGGCCACCGUUCCUGCGCGGACUCCGCUACUUGCAUCCUCUCAAGAAGUGGCCGAUGCGAUCCCGUCUCUACGCUGGAGGCCUGGGCUGCCCCGCUCUUGACUGGACUCCACCCGCCGCCUCGGGCCACAGGAAGAGGGACGCAGAGGCCGGGCCCCCAGCCUCGGGCGAGGCUGCUGCUCUCCUCCCCACCGGGCCACCCUCACCAGCUCUUGGGGACAAAUGAUCUGUUUGCCCUUUUCUCCCAGACUGCGGCUCACGCUCAGGGACCCGGCUUCCUCCCAGGCCCACCUGCCUCACUCUGACUCUCAGCCACCGGCAUCAGUGGUCUCUGGGGAGUGGGCAGGGGCUCCCAGGAGGGCAGGAUCUCAGAGGAGCACCAGGGUGGAAAGUCUCAUCCCCGGCAUCCCCGGCCUGACUCCCAGUGCUCUUCUGUGGCAACUAGAAUUGGGAGACAGAGGAGUUUGGUGGGGUUCCCAGUUGAGUCAGGGCCCCACCCCUUGCUUUUCUCCCCUAGGGUUCCCACAGACUCCCUGGAGAGCACAAGAGGACAGGAAUGGCUGCACAGGUGUAGAGUAGGGGCAGCAGCGCUGGGUCCCACGGGGAAGCUGGGGCCAGAGAGGCUCUUAGCAGCUGCGAGCCUGAACAGAACAGGGCUGGGCCCAAUAGCCAAAAGGGGAAAUUAAAGGGAAUCAGCUUUGUUAUUGCACCAGGAUCCACUCACCCAACAUCAAAGAGGCAGUCAGGAAUUUAGGAUUUUGUCUCUGGGUUACGGGUCUCUCCAGCUGCCCCUCAUCCCUACAUGUUUUUCCUCUUUGGGCCCCCCUGUACCCUUCCACUCAUUUCUUGACAUGAGUAGUAUUUACAGGUUAAGCCAUAAAGCGUACACGGCUCACAUUCCAGUUUCCAGAGAAAUCUGGUUUAGUCCCAGCUGUCUCACUGGAGAUCUUAUCCCAGAGGCUCUACCUUAACUGAACUAAGCAGCGAGGGCCUUGCAUAAGAAGGGUAUCGGUAGAGUCAGUUACGUCCUCAAAGGACCUUAAAAGGAGAAUGUUUAAUCUUUUGCAGGUGAUGAUAAAUAUAGUCAUCUUCUAUUAUGUUAGAAAUGUAACCUCAAGGGGAAACGAGCCAGGUCUGGGUUGCUUGUGUGACUUUUGCCUAUGGCUUUCCUGGCCCUGUGUCUGGAGUAAUUUCCACAUUCCACCUGCAAAUGAACUCCCUGGGGGCCAGCUCCUCCCGGAGGCACGUCCUCCAGCUUCUCCCCAAGUCCGGCCCCAGCAUGGAUCUACAGACGGCUCCAUCUGGCCCAAAGAGGACUACUCACAGCGGCUACGCGUUUGGAAAGUAACUUUCCAGCCUCAAACCUGCUACCUGAAGCCCAGAUUGGGAAGGAUACUCCUUUUGGUUAAACUCCAGCACCUCAGAGCAGGAGGGGGUCAGGGAGGCAGACUAGAGUCCCAACAGGUAUGUCCUUAGAUGGAGCUGCUGAGUCAUGGGAAUGAAUGAGUUCCGGGCAGGCAGGGAGUGGCCGGGGCUCUGGGUUCUGGCAUCAUGAGCUGCUGUUUCCCCCUCCCUGCCUCGGGCUGGCCAGGGUGGCAGGAGAAAGGGGGCUGAGGGUGUGACUCAGCAAGUUGGGGUGGAGGUAGAAGAGAAACAGAAUGUCCCAGGCCUGUGCUUUCUGGGACGUGGGAGAGCAGUUGGAUUGUGGCUGGGAGCCAUGGGAAAGCCUGGGCCAAGGUCGAACCCAUAAAUCUGCCUGGGACCAAGCAUCUGCCGAGGGACCCUGGAGAGCUUGUCCAGAGCUCCUUCUGGGCAGCUGGACGGGGGCCAGGCAGGAUAGGGACCAGGUGUGGGAGGGCAGGAGCAGUGUUUUCCACAAGACCAUAAAAGUCCAGCUUGAAUGUUCUAUUUUUAAAGCCUUGGGGUCCUCCUGGGUGAGUUCAGGGGUGGUAGGAAAGAGGAGCAGCUGAAUUCUCUCUCCAGGUUGUGGCACACAAUCUUUUUCUGGGGUGAAGGGAAAACCAUCUUGGGGGGUGGUGUUUGAGGGGAGAACUCCCCCAGUAGUAUCCUAACUGAGUAGACUUCGGUCUGGAGCUUGCUCCACCCUGCCCUGCUCAGAAGCAAACCUCGGUGAGCCUCGCCUUGGUGAGUUAAAUCAGAGCCCCUCAGGUUCCCUGGCAGAGAAGACCAGGAGGGCAAAAUAAGGAGGAAGCGAGUGGAGGGCUGGGGAAGGGCAGGGCCCAGCAGCACAAGUUUCUAGGGCGGCCUCAGGCUCUUUCCAGGUAAAGCCGACUCCCCUAGUGCCCGGGAGAGCCCCACAGGGUCCAGAGGCCACCUCUUCUGGCCACAUGGCAGCUGGCAGUCAGGCCAAGGGGCUGAAGGACCCUGCGGGGGUGCAGACCAAGCCGGCUGGGACAAGGCCGGGGGAGGCAGGGAGUUAACCAGAGCAGGGCUGGGGCCCACCCCCUUGACAAGCUGCCCUGGAGGAAAGAACUGUCCGGUAGGAGACCAGACACACCAGAACCAGGAGUAACAACUUCCUUUGUUCUCUGGGACCCAAGGGUUUUGUAUUCCCAUGGGAGGGGGGUGGGGUGAGUGGGUGAGGGUCAUGGAUGGACCAGAGCAGUGAAGGUCAGCAGAGGUCAUCGAGACUUGGGCCCAAUGGAAGUUAUUAUUCCCUGGGACAAUGGAUACGUGGGAAAGAAGCUCUAAAAGGAAACAGAAGCACAGAGCACAGAUGACAAAAUGACUUGAAGGUGGCAGGCGCACGGGUCAGAGGGCUGGCUGCUCCACGACAGUCUUCUUGCAUCACCUGCCCCCUCCCAUGUGCCCGUGACUGAGUUGGGGAUGGGGCAAUGAUGGUGCGGAAAACUUUCCUGCUCUCCCCCUGAAGGGUUGGAUAUAGGGGUCCUUUCUGGUGAGCGACAGGAUUGGGGGAGAGGCUUAGAACUGGGCCGUGGGAGAAGAAAAUCUGGUGGCAGGAUAGUUACAGUAUUAUGGCGGAGACCAUAAAUUUUGCCAAAUUGGAAAUAGGGAAGUUAGAAAUAGAUCUAGUCUCUGAGAAAUUCCUUUUCUCUUCCUCUGGGAGGAUCCCAGCUAUGGUGCACCAGGUGGCAUCGUCCUUUCCCUUCUGUGGCUCGAGCCCUAAACUCAGGGCCUGAAAGCUUGGUCUUUAGAUCGAUGUUGGCAAACUAUGACCCAUGGGCCAAAUCCAACCUGCCUCCUAUUUUGUACAUAAAGUUUUAUUGGAAUACAACCAUACCCUUUCAUUUAUAUGUAUGUCUGUGGCUGUUUUCCCGCUACCGUGGCAGAGUUGAAUGGCUACGACGGAGACUACAUGGGCUGCAAAACCUAAAAUGUUUACUCUCUGGUCCUUUCCAGAAAGUUUGCUGAUCUCUGCUCAAGAUCAGAGGUCUGGGAACUCUGGGAGUUUCUGAGACUCCUACGGGUGAUCUUGGUGACCCAAACUAUUUUUGUAAUACCAAGAUGUUAUUUGCCCUUUUCGUUCUUAUUCUCUCAAGGGUGUGGUGGGAUUUUUCAGAAGCCACAUGACAUGUGAUAUCACAGCAGAUGGACUGCAGAAGCAGACAGGAACACCCAGCUGUCUAUUAAGAUAUUAAUAGAUAAAUUAUCUAUUAAUUAAAAUAUCUACUAAUUAAAGAUACUUGCAAAAACCUAAAAUAGUGCCACCCUUCUCACUAAAUUUUUCCCAAUAUGGAAAAUGAUUUUUCACAAAAAUGUUAUAUAUGAUCACUUAUAGCAGGUUAAUUAAUGUUAUUUUAAAGUUUUCUCUGCUUUAAUUUCUGAGAUGGUAAAUAUCAAUAGAUAUAACCCACGUAAGCAAAAUCUCUUUGAGGUCUUACUUUUUUUUAAGAAUGCAAAAGGGUCCUGAGAUCAAAAUCUUUAAUACCACUGCAGAAGAGCAGAUCGUUGAUGGUCAAGGGACACUCCUCCUGCCCUGCCCCAGUCCCGAGACAGCUCAGCCACUUGCCCUGGAGCAGACCCGGGACUUGGGGCGGGUCUUGGAGAGAUGAAGGCCUGGCAGAGGGAGGGGCACAG
Molecule: messenger RNA, 4660 nt
Organism: Choloepus didactylus (southern two-toed sloth)
Lineage: Eukaryota; Metazoa; Chordata; Mammalia; Pilosa; Megalonychidae
Gene: TCF23
Product: transcription factor 23
Exons: 3
Coding region: 87-827 (246 amino acids)
Biological process (GO): regulation of transcription by RNA polymerase II; developmental process
Molecular function (GO): DNA-binding transcription factor activity, RNA polymerase II-specific; RNA polymerase II transcription regulatory region sequence-specific DNA binding; protein dimerization activity
Source: RefSeq, a predicted model, not a curated record